Heteronotia binoei (common prickly gecko) is the source of this 1437-nucleotide messenger RNA. It is a transcript of the gene TSFM, whose product is annotated as Ts translation elongation factor, mitochondrial. Lineage: Eukaryota; Metazoa; Chordata; Lepidosauria; Squamata; Gekkonidae. Gene Ontology annotation, cellular component: mitochondrial matrix. The record is from RefSeq and is a predicted model, not a curated record. Gene Ontology annotation, biological process: mitochondrial translational elongation. Gene Ontology annotation, molecular function: protein binding; translation elongation factor activity. The transcript has 6 exons. The coding region runs from base 115 to 1089 and encodes 324 amino acids.
GAGGCGCGUGUAUGACUCGCAUGGGUGUGCCUCGCCACGUGUAGCGAUUCAGCCAAAGGCCGUCGGAGUUGCUGGCCAGAAGAGCCGCUGACGCCAAAUGCGAGCGCGUGGAAGAUGCAGCGGAUGGCCGGGCUGGGCAGGGCUUUGCUUCGCCCUUCUGAGGAGGGUGUUUCAGUCGCGCAGUUCUUUGGCUGCCAGCUGUCUCGUUUUCUUCACACCGGCCUUCCAGUUCUGGCAGCAAAAGAACUUCUGUUGAAGCUGAGGAAGAAAACCGGCUACUCAUUUAUUAAUUGCAAGAAAGCCUUGGAGAAGUUCAAUGGAAACCUCAAGGAGGCUGAAGUCUGGCUUCACGAGCAAGCUCAGAAGCAAGGAUGGAGCAAAGCUUCCAAACUGGAGGGGCGGAAGACAAAAGAAGGGCUGAUUGGGCUACUGAAGGAAGGCAACUCAGCUGUGAUGGUAGAGGUGAACUGUGAGACUGACUUUGUGGCCCGAAAUGCCAAAUUCCAACAUCUGGUUCAACAGGUUGCAAUUGGGAUGAUGCAGCAUUAUCAUGGGACUGUGGAGCAGCUAAGUACAUAUGCCAAGUGUUUCCUGAAAACCAAUGAGCUUUCUCAGCUCAAAUUGGGACCCAGUGGAUCCUUGCUUAGUGACCAGCUGGCUUUGACUAUUGGCAAACUAGGGGAGAACAUGGUUAUGAAAAGGGCAGUGUGGGUGUCUGUACCGGAGAAUUUCUUCAUUGGCUCUUAUGUGCACGGAGCACCCCCGUCAGGGAACCCGCUACUUUCUAAUAUGUUGUUUGGCAAGUACGGUGCCAUGGUGAUCUGCAGCCCCCCUGAGCCAUGUGACAAUUCAGACUUUGCUGAACUCGGCUGGAGGCUGGGCCAGCACGUGGUGGGCAUGGCUCCCCUCUCCGUAGGCUCACCAGAAGAUGAACCUGGCGACGAGUCUGAGACAAAGAUGCUCGCUCAGCCCUUCCUCUUGGAUCCUGCCAUCUCUCUGGGACAGUACGUUCAGCCCACGGGGGUGUCCGUGCUGGAUUUUGUGCGAUUUGAAUGCGGGGAGUAUACUGAGAUGGUGGAAGCAGAGUAAACAGUUUGUGUGUGCGUGUAGAAAAUGAACUGUUCUGGGAGCUACAUAUGGGCCCUGGUGGGGUUACAGAAUGAAUCCUGUGCUUGAGGGCCAAAGAAGCCAAUUGUUCUCCAUGGAAUCCUUUUUUCAAAGCCUGGAAAUGGUUCUUCGGUAUGUAAUUGACAAAAUGCAGCAAGUGGAUAUUGAUGAAAGCUGAAAAGGUACCUGGAGUCAUCUUGGAAUUAUGUUGCUGGUGACAGUGAGACCUGGAACUGGUGAUUCCAACAAGCUUGACUCGAUUACCGUAUUGUCUUUUUAAAAUGAUACCCUGACUAUUGCAAUUAAAUAAAACAAUUCUACCCCUGCAAA